CCCUCCCUCCUUCUCCCUCCCCUCUCCUCCCCGCUCAGCUCCCUCCGGGCUGUCAACCCUCAUCCCGGAGCCAUCCAUUCCCCGCUCAUUAACGCCGUUAACGAGGGUGACGCUGCUCCCCGCAGGCGGUGGCGGUCACCAUGAGCACCCGGCAGCUGCUGCUGUGCCUCUCGCUCUGCGUGGUGUGCGUGGCCAGCAAACCCACGGAGAAGAAGGAGCGCGUGCACCACGAGGCGCCGCUGAGCGACAAGGCGCACGACGACGCGCAGAGCUUCGACUACGACCACGACGCCUUCCUGGGCGCCGACGAGGCCAAGACCUUCGACCAGCUGACGCCGGAGGAGAGCAAGGAGAGGCUGGGCAAGAUCGUCGUCAAGAUCGACGGCGACAAGGACGGGUUCGUGACCGUGGAGGAGCUGAGGGAGUGGAUUAAGUUCGCGCAGAAGCGGUGGAUUUACGAGGACGUGGAGCGGCAGUGGAAGGGCCACGACCUCAACGGGGACGGCACCGUGUCAUGGGACGAGUACCGCAAUGCCACCUAUGGCUCUGUCCUGGACGACCCCGAUCCCGACGACGGCUUCAACUACAAGCAGAUGAUGGUGCGCGACGAGCGGCGCUUCAAGAUGGCGGACCGCGACGGCGACCUGGCGGCCACCAAGGAGGAGUUCACCGCCUUCCUGCACCCCGAGGAGUACGACUACAUGAAGGACAUCGUGGUGCAGGAGACGAUGGAGGACAUCGACAAGAACGGCGACGGCUUCAUCGACCUGGAGGAGUACAUCGGUGA
Messenger RNA from Numida meleagris (helmeted guineafowl), 787 nucleotides. RefSeq names its product calumenin. Gene Ontology annotation, molecular function: calcium ion binding. Lineage: Eukaryota; Metazoa; Chordata; Aves; Galliformes; Numididae. Gene Ontology annotation, cellular component: endoplasmic reticulum. The record is from RefSeq and is a predicted model, not a curated record.